CUAGAACAAACGUUUAUGACCAUGUGCUGUUUCACUUCAUGCCUACAGCAAAUCUACAAAAUGCAUUUGUAGAUUUGUAGUCAUUAGUUCUGUCGGGAGACAUUUCCUAUGUUUAAUGGCCAUAAAAGAGAGGGAUGCCAAGAGAGGUCUUGCGUUUUGAAGGUCUACUCUCCCCCCGAGGGGUUGACUUUGUGACUCGUGUUGUUAUUUCUGAGCGGAGUGUAACAAAGUAACUCGGAGGAGGAGCAGCAUUAUGAAUGAUCUGGAAGACUAAGCAAACAUGUAUUUUAUCUUUCUUGUCCAAAUUUUUAAAAGGUAACAUUAUAUUUAGUGAGUAUACUAUGGUUUUAAAAUGACAUAUCUAUACCACUCACGCCAGCAACAGUUCCGUUAUAUUCUAUCAAUUGAUUCUGGUCCCUGUCUAUAGUGGUUAUUGUUACACAGAGAAUGUAGGCAUAAAACAAGAGUUAGUAUGUUAUUUCUGCUUAAAUAGCAUUUUUAAGUAAGCCAGUUAGUUUGUUGGAACAGCAGGUAAGGUUGGGGGGGGGGAAGAUAAAUGAGCACCAGGGACUGAGCAUUAAUGAUGGAGGGAUGAAAUUGAGCAUAUGAUCGAAUCGGGUCUGAUGAUAUGCCAGGAUUGUCGAGGUGCAGGAAACCCAGGGAGUGAGACUCAGCGUGGGGGGCUUGUCUUGAUGUGGCUGCAUUGUUUCCCCUUUAGUUCCCAUUAUGAGAUUGUUGUGUUGUUGUGUCAAAAUGUCUGUAUUAACAAGGCAUUUGCAUGACUGACGCAAGUCCUGUCGGCAGUGUUGGAGAGUCGGCUCCCAGUUAAUGGUGCUAACAGCACAAACAACAACAGUGCUGACAGAGCUAAUGGUGUUAACCUGAGGGGGAACAGCAAGUUGGGCGCUACACUUCCAACAGCGUUAUGAGCUGUAAUGAGCUAGCCUUUGGGGGGCACGCUCACAUGCACUUACAUGCACUGGCUAUGUAAAGAAAGCACAAAGAAGCUCGGAGUACAACACGCACACGCACACACACAGAGAAAAAGCGACAUUGAUCUCGAUCUCUGCUCAGGAUGAAGUUACUCCUCUAUAUCUUGAUGUUACAAAUAGUUGUUUGUUGCUUUAUUAAUGCUCUGAGUAUGGUAAAGAGAACCUUUAAGUUUGGUUAAUACCACUAAAGAUAUUUGUUCCAUACGAGGCAACAUGUCCCAGCGGACAUAAAAACAUAUAUAUGAUAAACUACUAAUGUGUAUACAGAGUAACCCUAACAGAGGCCCUCUUCAUGCUGCAUGCUCAUGGAUCAGUUUUUAAAUAUUCUAAUUUGCCCGAAAGUUCUUUGCAGAUCCAGUUUUGCAAACCCAUUAAUGCCUGCACCCACAAAGCUUACUCGACCCAACCUGCACCCAUAGUUGAAUAGGCUCAGAGGUGCUUGCUGGCACAGGCAGUAUAAAUAUAACAUUUGUGCAUCUGGGUACUGUAAGGGCACACUACGGCCUGGUGAAAAUAAAUAAAUGACAAGAUCAUGGUCCAUAUUUUCGAUGCAUGAUGUUCACUUGUGGUUCCGUCUUGUUAGUAACUCUGGUUGCACUCGUACCUCUGAAAUCCAGUGUGUUUUUUUUUGCACAGUGUGAAUACCUUCAUUGCUUAUGCCUCAGUACCAGGAAUUGGCAGCAGCUGUACUUUUCUACAUGCUGGAGAUAAUAACGGGUGGCCCAAUCUUUUCGACAACUAUUUUGGAAUGCCCAGCUAUAACACUGGGACCAAGUCCGAUGUGUGCUUGCUGGGUGUCAUUCCUGAGCUCUGCCAGUGCCGAGACCUGGAGCUGGACUGUGACGGCACAGAGCUUCAAGACAUCCCAGUGGUGGCAAUGAAUGUCACCAUGAUGUCGCUACAAAGGAACCGGCUCCAGAAACUGAAAGCAAACACAUUCUCCCAGUACCAGAGCCUAAAAAAACUAUAUCUCCAGCACAACAGAAUUCGAGAUGUGAGUCCUGACGCAUUCAGAGGGCUCUAUAAUCUAACAAGACUAUAUCUGAGCUAUAACAAGAUAUCUGUCCUCAUGCCGGGGGUGUUCCAGGACCUGCACAAGCUGGAGUGGUUGAUCCUAGAAAAUAACGAUAUCCAUCAAAUAUCGUCCUUGACAUUCUCCGGACUGAACUCCCUCGUUUUACUGGUUAUGAUGAACAACUCUUUGGCAAAGCUGGAUGACAUCUGUCGGGAAAUGCCAAGAUUGAACUGGCUGGAUUUGGAAGGAAAUCUAAUUGAAAACAUUGGAAAUGUCUCAUUCUGCUCAUGCAGUAUGCUGACAGUUCUUGUUCUACAGCAGAACAGGAUCAGCCAUAUACACGAACACGCUUUUUCAGUCCUACAAAAGCUUGGAGAAUUGGAUCUAUCCAGCAACAGACUGGUGGCGAUCCCUCCCAAUCUUUUUGUCUUGCUGGGGGAUUUGUUGCAACUAAAUAUAUCAUACAAUCCCAUCGUGGAGCUCCAAGUUGACCACUUUGACAAGUUGCAUAAACUUAAGUCAUUGAGCAUAGAAGGGGUAGAAAUUGGAAACAUACAACGGAGGAUGUUUGAACCUCUCAAAUACUUGACUCAUAUCUACUUCAAGAAAUUCCAGUACUGCGGCUACGCUCCUCAUGUGCGCAGCUGCAAACCCAACACCGACGGCAUCUCGUCCUUCGAGGACCUGCUGGCCAACAUCGUGCUGAGGGUCUUCGUGUGGGUGGUCUCUGCCACCACCUGCUUCGGCAACAUCUUCGUCAUCUGCAUGCGCUCGUACAUCCGAUCAGAGAACAAACUCCAUGCCAUGUGCAUCAUUUCUCUCUGCUGUGCAGACGGACUGAUGGGUAUCUACCUCUUCAUGAUUGGUGCGUAUGAUCUGAAGUUCCGCGGCGAGUACAACCGGCACGCUCAGGCCUGGAUGGACAGCAGCCAGUGUCAGGUCAUCGGCUCUUUGGCCAUGCUGUCCACUGAGGUAUCCGUCCUUCUCCUCACUUACCUCACUCUGGAGAAAUACAUCUGCAUCGUCUACCCUUUCCAGUACUUGACACCUGGCUGGAGACGAACUGUCACCAUCCUUUUGGGGAUAUGGCUGUUUGGCUUUAUUAUUGCCCUUCUGCCGCUGGUCUGCAAGGGGCUAUUUCGCAACUUCUACGGGACUAAUGGAGUUUGCUUCCCGCUGCACUCAGAGCAGCCAGAGACACUUUGGGCUCAUGUUUACUCCAUCGUCAUUUUCCUGGGUCUAAACUUGGUGGCAUUCCUCAUCAUUGUCUUAGCCUAUGCAAGCAUGUUCUAUAACAUCCAGAGAACAGGGACUCAGACCACUAAAUACAGCAACCACAUCAAGAAAGAGGUUACCAUCGCCAAAAGGUUCUUCUCUAUCGUCAUCACGGACUCCCUCUGCUGGAUCCCCAUUUUCAUCCUCAAGAUCCUGUCACUGCUGCAGGUGGAGAUUCCCGGUACCAUCAGCUCAUGGGUGGUCAUUUUUAUUCUGCCCAUCAACAGUGCCCUUAACCCCAUCCUGUACACUCUGACCACACGGCCUUUCAAAGAGACCAUUCUGCAGGUAUGGGCUAACUACAGGCAGAAGAGGCCUCUGCUCAGCGGUCACCCACCUCAUCAUCCGUCGCUCACCUGGCAGGAAAUGUGGCCCCUGCAGGAGAACAGCCACGGCCUCGCCACGGACCGUCCGCUGGCCACGACCGGCACGAUAGCCAACCUCGCCCCUGUGGAAAAUACCAACAAUGACAUUACCACAUGCACAAAUCAACUACAGAAGCAGCAUACAUUGUUGUGAGUAGAUUCAAGGAAACAAUGCCAAACACACUUAGAAACACCCACACAUACACAAACUCUUUUCAGAGUCAACUAAACCGAUUAAUUGUGAUUCAGGUUAAUUCAUCUCAUUAAAAACAGUCCUUGAUUUGUGCCCAUGUUUCUCUGUAGUGUUUAAAAAUAAUUAAUAUUCAUUAGUACAGUAUCUCAUUAGAAAUCUCAAUGUGUGCAUGUCUUGCCCAAGCAGCGGCCAUAACGGCAAUGGAUGAAGUCAGUGCAGAAAUCCCUUAUGUGGCACAGCAGCUCCUCUAAUAAAGACUAAUGUCGGCUUCCAAAAGAUAUCCAUCAAUACAGAGCUGAAGCCAUGCCCACUUAUGGUUUGGCUUUUGUUCCACUAGCUUUCAUUGAUCAGUUUAGUUUCUCACAGAGGACAUCUUUCUGAAAGCUGAGUAUUCUGUCCAUAAUCUCAGCUGAAUAUUCAUCUAGUAUUAUAUUGGGAAAUAAAGUUUGGCCAACUUAAUUUCUAACAGUGAUUAGAGAAUUGAAUCCAAUAACUACAACUCCCAUUAACCAUUUGACAGUACCUCUGUGGUUAAGACACUUUAAAUGUUGCUGUUUUACACUAACAAAGUAAACAUUCUUCACUUUGGAAACAGGAGUUUGACCAAAAAUAAAAAUCUAGAUUCAUUCAAUAGCUUUUUCCGGGGCUUUUAAGCACAGCUUCCGGUUUUCCUCGUGGAGUUUACUACACUGUGUUCAAAAAGUAAGUGUUUGUACUAGCCAGACAGUAGUAGAAUGUAUUUAUUUUGUUUAUAUAAUAUGGACAAAACAACAUUAUCCUGAUAAGCGAAAAAAACAUGGGAGAUGUAUUGCAAAACACCAUAGCAAAGAGUGUUUAUGUUCCACAAAUGUUUGUAAAUAUUUAGAAUCAAACAUCAAUAGGCAACGUAUGAGGAACUAAAAAUGACUAUCGAGUAUGAGUAUUUGUAGCUCAUUAUGCUGCUCACGAUAAUAACAUUAAACUGUCAUUUCGUUAUGAAAUUUUGCAGCAAGUUUAUGGUAGUUCUGCAUGUCUUUGUCCAGGCCCUGAGCUUGGGUGUAUUAUGGGAACAUUGUGUGACAAGAAAAAAUGUGCAGCUAAAGGCUUUGAAUUGUCAGAAUUGCAGGAAUUACAUGGAUUACAUUGAUUUUUCUUUUUUUGUUUAAUCGGUCACUGAGAUGUUUUACUGAAGAACUCAGGAGGGUGAAUCGACCCUGUUAUGCCUUUCUCUUUUCAAAAGUGCAUUGGUAUCAGCAGCAUACAUUUCAUGCUGAUAGCUCGAUCUCAUAUUGAUAAUAAUUCAUGCAACCUUCUUGCAGCAAAGAACAUUUUUACAUCAAUGUAACUUUCUAUGUUUUCAUCCAGUCUGCUAAGACGGGAUAAAAGGCCGACUCUUUUAUUCUGCAUUCGGUCUUUAGUGUUUUCUGUGUUGCCUCUGCCACCAAAAAAUAUUUUAUAUACAUAUUGAAUGUAAUGUAUGAGCCAUUUCCAGUAUGUUAAACAAAGAAUGUACUUAAUGUGGGCAGAAGAAAGUUCCCCAGCUGGUCUGGGGUUUUUAACCACUACACCACACCUCACAUUCUUUUUACAAUGAUCUGUACAGUGAAGACAUUUGUAAAAUGAUCAUAAACUGUACACAUACUUUGUUCAAUGAAAUGCUGAUUCCUGUGGAAAUAUAUCCUUUCAGUCAUUGUAACUGUAUGAAUAGUUAGUGAAACAUUAUGUGUGCCAUUUGUGUUUACAUAACAUUCCCAUACAUGCUGAAAAGACAAGGAAGCCAGCGGUUUCUUUGUAGAUAUACUGAUAAUAUGUGCAAGCUUAUAUUAAAUAUUGAUGGGGGAAAUGUUUUUAAACAUGUGUUAUCAUUUUAUUUGUUGUCUUGACUUAUGUCUAAACUUUACAAUGGUAGUUUUUUUUGUAUUUCUGUUUUUCUUGAAACGUAGACAAUAAAUAUAU
Messenger RNA from Anarrhichthys ocellatus (wolf-eel), 5775 nucleotides. It is a transcript of the gene rxfp1, whose product is annotated as relaxin family peptide receptor 1. The record is from RefSeq and is a predicted model, not a curated record. Gene Ontology annotation, cellular component: plasma membrane. Gene Ontology annotation, biological process: activation of adenylate cyclase activity; hormone-mediated signaling pathway; adenylate cyclase-activating G protein-coupled receptor signaling pathway. Lineage: Eukaryota; Metazoa; Chordata; Actinopteri; Perciformes; Anarhichadidae. The transcript is spliced from 17 exons. Gene Ontology annotation, molecular function: G protein-coupled peptide receptor activity; protein binding. Bases 1741 to 3801 code for a protein of 686 amino acids.